AUCAAGAGGUACAAUAAGGAAUUGCAACUUACCUCCCUCUGUAAUAACAUGAUUUUAAAGUUGGUGAUCGUAGUCCUCUUGGGAUUUGGAACAUCUUGGGCACAACGAUACAGAAGGCCUGUUGCUCCUGUCCGACCCAACGUAAUCGGCUCUCCUGAACCCUAUGAAUUCAGCUACAAUUCCCAAGACGAAUUCGGUACCAACUUAUACAAAGAAGAACGAGGAGACAGCAGUGGAAACGUUUACGGAAAGUACGGAUACAAAGAUGCCCAAGGGCUGUACCGCCACGUUGAGUAUACAGCAACAAAUCAGAAUGGAUAUCAAGCCUCUGUUCAAUCAAAUGAGCCAGGAACCUCUAAUGAUAAUCCUGCUGAUGUCACUAUGAUAGUCGAACCUCCUCCUCCAGGCAUUCAGAACAAGUACACUCGUCCUGGUAUCCGCCAACCACCUCAACGGUAUUUCAGAAACCCUUAAAAAUAAAAGGAUUAUAGAUUGGCCUUCAAUUCAUCUCUGAAUGAUAUGAAACUAGAAAAAGAGAAAUUUAAACCGUUUAUUGUCGGGGACAUUUUCACAAGGUCCAAAUUAACGAAAAUCGCUCCUGUCUGUCAUUGAUUACCGAGAAAUUUACACAUAUAUAUUCUUUUAUCAUAUAUUUAGCAGAAGUAUAAUUCUGUGCUUAUCUGGCGUUAGUAGUAUACUAAUUCAUUGAUCUUUCGAUUUUCAACCUUUCCUAGUUAGUAUAUUGUAGUUUUAGGUUAGACGUAACUGCUGGUAGAUAUUGUUAUAAAGGACAUUGUUUCUUCUUGAGAACAUUGUUAUUAUGGGAUGUAACGUAUAGUGCAUUUGAAAAAAACACACAUUGUUACAGUUUCCCCAUUUCGCAAAAAAAAAGCUAUUUUUCUGUCAUUUGUAGAUAUGUACUAACAUGUAAAACAUUCUGCAUUAAA
This is a messenger RNA of Limulus polyphemus (Atlantic horseshoe crab), 947 nucleotides long. Its product is annotated as cuticle protein 10.9-like. Bases 49 to 474 code for a protein of 141 amino acids. The transcript has 3 exons. Gene Ontology annotation, cellular component: chitin-based extracellular matrix. Lineage: Eukaryota; Metazoa; Arthropoda; Merostomata; Xiphosura; Limulidae. Gene Ontology annotation, molecular function: structural constituent of chitin-based larval cuticle. The record is from RefSeq and is a predicted model, not a curated record.